ACGGUCAACGCAUCGACCGAACACAACUUUAUACACAUAAAACUCGAGUGUAUCUUUAAGAUACAAAAAAGGGGGAUGGGUCAAUUUUCAUCGAAACGGGUCACGAAUAACCUAAAAAAUUCAACAGAAUUCACGACAGCAUGCAAAACAGUAUACCAACAAUCCAUAACACUGGCGCAACAAACAUUCCAAGGUAUCCCACUUUACCAAAUCCCAUCAGCAUCCAACAAUCUUUACACUAUUCUCACAAAUGAUACCACCCACAUCCCUCUAAUCAACAAAUGGGUCACUGCCCCACCCACCCAUUCACAAAUCCAUAAAUCCCUUCAAAAAAUACAUCAUGAUGAUGACAGUAUUGUGAUUGUUGGAGAGGAAGAGUUUGAGGAGUUUGCAGUGAGUUUGUUUGCAGAUAUAAUUGUUGGGAAUGUUGAGAAAGAUGUGUUGGUUAAGGUUGUUCCUGUUGGGGUUGUUGGAUUUGGAAUGGUUGGGAGAGUUGGGAUGAAUGUUGUUGGAACUGUUUUUGGUGUUUAUGCUCUUGGUGUUGUUACUAAUGUUUAUCUUACUCUGGGAGGCUGAUGCUUUUUCUACUAUUAUCUAUAUCUAAAAAGGAGGUUUAUUAAAAGAAUGCAGAUAAGCUCCAAACAGAACAUCCUGCAUACAUCAUUUGGGAGACGAGUAUUUGUAAUAUCAUUUCUGUAACUAUGUGAUUUUAUAGUUCUUAUAAUUUGUUAAUGUUGGUUUAUUA
Molecule: messenger RNA, 745 nt
Organism: Erigeron canadensis
Lineage: Eukaryota; Viridiplantae; Streptophyta; Magnoliopsida; Asterales; Asteraceae
Exons: 1
Coding region: 76-576 (166 amino acids)
Source: RefSeq, a predicted model, not a curated record